This is a messenger RNA of Girardinichthys multiradiatus, 6140 nucleotides long. Its product is annotated as G-protein coupled receptor 151. Bases 3991 to 5127 code for a protein of 378 amino acids. Gene Ontology annotation, molecular function: G protein-coupled receptor activity. Gene Ontology annotation, cellular component: membrane. Lineage: Eukaryota; Metazoa; Chordata; Actinopteri; Cyprinodontiformes; Goodeidae. The transcript has a single exon. The record is from RefSeq and is a predicted model, not a curated record. Gene Ontology annotation, biological process: G protein-coupled receptor signaling pathway.
AUAGUCAAGUUAAAGAAUAGGAGAAACUAUAAGACAAGUCUUUAUUCAAUUAUUCCAACAAUAGGUCUGUAAUUUAUUAAGUCAUCUUGAUCAAGAGAAUGUUUCUUAAAGUUUUUUCAUAAGUAGAUUACAGCUACCAUAAAAGCCUGUGGUACAUAUUCAUUUCCUAAGGAUAGAUUAAUCAUAUCUAUUAGAAGACUGUUUUAAGGUAAUAACAUAAAUGCAAACUGUUUUAAGGGACUACCAAGGGUUUAGCAAGAUGGUACUUUUUAUGUUCAUUAUGGAAUAAUUAUUGGGAUUAAAUUAAAAUAUUUUUAGUUUGGAUCAGUUUGUAAAUAAUGUGUUUUCAAACUAAUUAAUGUAAAUAUUGUUGUACUAUUUUCCAUCUUCAAUAGUGGCAGCUGUUUUGUCCCUGGUAAUGGUUUCUUCUAAUUUAGAUCCAUUUGUAUUUCAGCAAACUGUCAUUCAUUGUUCAGGUGGUUUUGGUGUGGUUUAGCACUGUUUGACGUCGCUUUAAGCUUGUGUUUAUUGCUGCCAUUUGGGUCCCACCUCCAUGACCGCUCGACCCGUAUGACAGGGCCAUUCUCACACAUGAAUAUAAUUUCAUCUGAAUCUUUCUACUGUUGGUCUGGCGGUAAAUUUAGGGUUGUUAUCAUUCUAGAAGGUGAACCUUCGAACUAUUCGAACCUUCUGCCAUUCAUAACAUUUUACCCACUACCCUCUACUUUACAAUUAUGCAGUUUUUGUAUGGAUCUGUCACACAAAAUACCAACAAAAAACAUUAAGGUUUGCUGUUGUAAUGUGCCAAAAUGUAAAAAAAAAAAAAAAAAAAAGCUGAAAAUGCAUGAAUACUUUUACUGUGCAAUGUAAAUGUAUAAGAAAAUCAUUGAACUGUUUCAAAACUAUGUUUUGGGCAUGUUUAGCCUGAACUGAACCUUGACUGAGCUUUCAAAGGGAGCAUGUGUACGUAGUGGUAGUGGCUAUGUAUGUGUGGAGUUUUAUGUUUGUUUUUAACAACUUUUAUGUUUUGAUGAAUAUUUUUGGGUACAAAUAAAGUAACCUUGAACCUUGCAACUGGACACCGGUGAUCUCUGAUCCCUCAGGGAGAGUUGUAUCAGAACCAGUACUGUUAGUAAAACUAGUUCACAAUUCUGCGAUGGCAUUGUUAAACAGAAAAGGACAGCAAGAUUUUGGAGCGGCAUAUGCUGCCUCCAAGACAUACUUUUUUCCCAGGGACAUUCAUACAUUUUUAACGAGUAGAUGCAAAACCCCAUUGUGCACACAUUACAAAGGCAUGGCCUCCGGAAGAACCGGGUGCUGGUGGUGAACUGUAUGGUCUGUAGUCCUGACUUGCCCACAACACAUUUUCUAAGGGGAAUUUCCAAAUUAAAUGUGAGAACCCUAACCCUGUACUGUUGCAAUUAUUUAAGAACAUUUGUCCUAAAAAACAGGACAACAUGGUGCAACAUUAGGUAGCCUCAAUAAGAGUGUCCAUAAAUGUAAGAAUCACGUCCCUUUUUUGUUUGCCGUUCCACUGCAUUUUGCUCUUAAUUAUUAUAAAAGUAGCAUCAUACUGGUGAAGAGCAACUUAUGAAGCACAUAUGUGGACACUCCUUCGAGUUUGAAGGAUUCUGUUCACACAGGAAACAAGAUUUUUCCUGGUUACGGGUGGAACUUCUCCCAGCAGUCAAAAGGGGAACAGGCAAGGUACAUCAUGGAUAUCCAGGAUAAACAAACAUGUAUCUAGGCUGCUAGGGCUGAGUGCAUCACAACAUGGUAUGGUUGCAGUUUUGCCAUAACUCUAUCCAUUUUCAGCUGCAGCUGAUGUCAUUUGAAAAUAAGGUCAGUGGAUGCGCUUAAUAAGACAUUUUCUCUUCACCUUUUAUGAGAGACUUUCGCUGAUAAAUAGCAGAAAAGUCAUAUGUGAGCCUUAGAAAGUUCAUACCUGUUUAUUAACUCACAACCACAUAUCUCAAUAAGUUUAAUUGGGAUUUUAUGUGAUAGACCAACAAAGUAAUAUAUAAAUGUGAAGUGGGAUGAAAACGAUUAUGUCACUCAAAUAAAAAUCUGAAAAGUGCAACAUGGAUUUCUAUUCAUCCCCUCCUUAGUCAAUGCUUUCAGCCACAUUUGUUGCAGUUACAGCUGCAAGUCUUUUGGAUUACGUCCCUUACACAGAGGUGCCCAAGGUCAGUCCUGGCUGGUUACCUGUGAAUUUUAGGUGCUUCUCUGGUUCAACACACCACUGAAUCAAAUGAAUUGGUCCUCAGCAGAAUCCUGCAGAAAAUGAGAUACUGAGGAGCUAUUCAAACAAUUUGAAACAGCUGUAUUGGAGCAAGGACACAUCUAAAACUUGAGGACCAUGCUUAAACAACUUGGCAGCAGUGACCGAUGUUUUUGUUCAUUCUUUCAUGUAAAAUAGCUCAAGCUCAGUCAAACUGAAUGUAACAGCAAUUUUUAAGGCUCACCACCAUUUCUCAGUUGGUCUGAGCAGCGAGCAGCUUCCCUGUCCCUUCUGAUGAAAAACAUUCCCACAGCAUGAUGCUGCCAUCACCAUGUGUCACUGAGGGGGAAAGUGUGCUCAGGAUGAUAUAGGAUCCUUGUUUUGUUUUUUUGUUUUUUUCCACCACUCAAAGAGUUCUGCUUUCCAAAAUGUUCAAUUCUGAUGUCAGGUUUACAUGUUUGCUGUGUUCCCUACAUGGCCAACUUUAAACAGCUUUCUUUGAACAAUGGCUUUCUUCUGGCCACUCUUCCAUAAACGUCAGAUUUAUAGAAUGCUUGACCAGAAUCAGCCCUAGACAUAAGCAAACUAAUCCGCUACUUAGGGUCCCCAACCUAUCAGGGGCCUCAAAUAAAUGCUUUAAUUUGAACACAAAUUGUAUUUGUUUAUUGAGAACAUAAAUACUAUUGAAUUUGAUUGGAUGGUUUCAGCUUAGAUACAUUUACAUAUUUUAAGUGGCUUAAAACUAAAAUGUAAGAUUUAAAGGAAUUGUCAAAUUUACUUUGUAAAAAUGCAAAGAAUAAUCAAUUGUUUGAUUGUUGUGUUGACGUAGAAACAAUCUGAUGCUCCGAGCUUAAUCUUUGUGAUUUGCACGGUUUGUUCACAAAAACAUCAGCAAAUAUUGACCAAUUAUUCACGAUUGCUUUUAAGCUCAGCCAAUUAAAUUUGACCCUCUCUCCCAGAUUUCACCAAAUCUCUAUUGAAACGCUGUUAGUGGUGGUGAUGUUCUUAGCAAAAAAAGGGGGCCCAAAAUCAAAUUCUGCUCAAAGCCCCAUACAACUUUGGGCUACACCUGUGUAUAAACAGUAAUUGCCCUACAAACAGCCUGAGCUGUGGAUCUCUGCAGCUUCUCCAACGAUAUGUGCCUCUUUGCUGCUUCUUUUGAUCCUGUUUCUUAAUGCUCUCUAAAAACCUCUUAGACCUUCAUAGAUCAACUGUAUUUAUGCAGAUUAAAUAACACAAAAAUGAACUCUGUUGCUAAUUUCUGAAGGUACUAAGUGUCCUUUUUUAGAUUUGUAUUUAUAAAAAAACAUUUUAUAACCACGUAUCAUUUUCAUGCUGCUUCACAAGCAUAUACUACUUUGUCUUGGUCUGUCCUAUUAAAUUCCAAUAAAACACAUUUCAUAUUUCUGGUUGUAACAUGGUAAAUGUGAAAGAAAUGAAGGGGUGUGAAAACCUGUUUUUCUGAGCUGUGAUUCCUCUGAGGUUGGAGAUGGGCUGGCCUUCAUGUGCGCUGUAGCCUGGAGUCACACUGAUAAAGUGACGUGCGUGGUUGACGAUGCUAAAUGGCAGCACUUGAAAUAGCCCAUACCUACCAGCCUGCUCUCCCACUUGCUGUUCCAUUUGUAGAGUUUCAGCACUGCGGUGCGCUGGACAGCUCCUCCGCUUUGCGUCUCUUGAGAAUUAGGGCAGAAUUGAGCUGAAAUUCUUAUCCACGAAGAAUUUCAAUAUAACUUUUGAGGAACUCAAACCUUAGAAUUACAGUGGAGGAGAUGGAUAUUGAUCGACCAGCAAAUGUCUCCUUUUUUGAUUUCGUCGGAGGAGCCCAACUUCUCCUGGGAGAGGACACCAGGACGGUCAUGCCAGUCCUACUGAUCGGGAUCUGCGUAUCCGGCGCGGUGUGUAACCUGCUGGUAUUACUGAUCUUCAUCCGUGACUUCAGGAACGGAAGGGGCUCUGAGGUGAAAGCCCUUCUCGCCUCUCUAGCUUCCACGGACCUGGUGAUCCUUUUACUGUGCGCACCAGUGCGCGCCGUAACCUACUACAGGCAGACCUGGACCCUGGGCAGUUUUGCUUGCCGAACCACAGACUGGUUCCAGCACUCCUGUGUUGUCGCCAAAACUUUAAUUCUGGCAGCGACCACCAAAGCCAAACAUACAUUGAUUCCACGCACCGCCGCCUCGGGGCCCCUCUACAGCCCGACGUGGGUCCACGGAGCCCUGGCGUUCAUUUGGAUAGUGUCCAUGAUGUUUCCUAUCCCGCAGAUGCUCUUCGCCUCUUUGUUGUCGCGCGGCAGCGACUUUGUCUGCGUGUCCGAGAUGCCGGUGUGCGCGUCUGAUUUUAUGAGUUUGUUCUACAAGAUCUAUCCAACUGUCACAUUUGUGGCACCGGUCAUUUUCACGAUCGCCUACUACACCAAGACUCUGUACACUGCAGUGAACCACGCGCCUAGCCCGCAACAUCAGAGCAAAGUGGUCCUGGUUCUGCUGUGUUUAAGCGGUGCUCUGGGCCUCAUGCUGCUGCCCGAGUGGGGGACGUUCACCUGGAUAAGGCUGGGCUACAACAAACCCCCGGUGGGGCUGAUGAUGUUUGCGCAGGUCCUGCUUUACGCAUGCAGCUCCCUGUCCCCGGUCAUCCUGAUGAUCAUGUACGACGACGUGCGCCAAGGACUGGUUGCGCUCUGGUUCAUUACGACCUGCAGGAGCAACAAGCGCGUACCCGCCAUAAGGUGCCCGCAGACCGAGGGGAACGGGGCAGAUGUCGGGGCGAACGCUGUGGGCAACGCCGUCUCUCAGAUGAAGGAGGCGACGUUCCCCGACGUGGAACACUUCUGGACAGGGCGCAGGAAUACGCACGUAGAGGACGAGCAUGAUCCAGUUCCGUGGGAGAAAGAGGAGAAGAUGUUGUAAUGAACUUUUCUAGCAGACGAUUUCGGUUUGUUAGUGGCUGCGUUGUGGUCUGUCCACCCACCACUCAGACCCGUAUUAAAGGCUUUAGUGGCCAGUUUGGUAUUGUGAGCAUGAUUAGAUGUAACUUAAGCUUCUACACUAUCAUGUUUUGUACAGAGCCGGCCCGAGGCACUGGCGAACUAUGUAGCUCCUUAGUGCUUCCACACCAGCAGGAGGCCCGCAAAGAACACUAGAAUUGUCACAAAAUAAUAGAGUACAGAUAUUUGUAUGAGAGGACAUGAAUUGACAAGCUCGAUUUUACACGUUUACACUUUUGAUCCUCAAGAUUUAAAAUGUUAAAUGCUAUUAGUCAGUAAAGCCUAUCGGUAAUGGUGAUGUGCAGCACAUUUUAAACAAUCUGAUCUAUACAUUUUGUAUACAUAUAAUUAAAGGUAUAAUUUAUUUAUUUAUUUAUUUGUUUAAAAUGUUUAAUUUCAAGCAGGAGAAAUAUUAAUACUCUAAAUAUUUUUCAUUACAGUGUGCAUUAUGGUUUAGAUGUAAAUCUCUGAAGUCAGGCUAUAAAAACCUUUCAGCAAAAAUAUUUUAGAUUGUUGUUUCUUUUUUACUUUUUGUGAAGUGAAUGUAAUACAAGCAUCUUCCAUUUCUUUGUCAAUCAAUAUAUUGCAUUGUGUGACAAAUAUUACUUUCUAGUUGUAAAUUAUAAUGAUGAUUUUUAUGGAUAUAUAAUAUAUGGCUGAUACAGGGGAGGGUGCACUAGUUGAGCUGGAAGGCCCCAGAUCAAAUUAUGUGUACACCCCAUGAAGCCUUGGGCCGGCUCUGUUGUUACUUACGUUUUAUAUUUUAGUUCUGAAUAUUUGUUCUUGCUUGCAGCUUUGAUGCUUUGUCUAUAGGACAUCUUUGUUUAUAGUGGGAAUUAUUUGUACAAAUACAACUGUACAUAUGGAUACUCGAGCAAUCUAGUUGUGAUUCUCUUUGUGUGACACAUUACAGUAUUAAAACACACUUACAUAUGA